AUGGAGUUCUCGAUCGAGCCUGAAGCAUGGGAUUCCCUCUCCGCGGCGGACGAUUCUGGGUACUCUGAGGGAUCAUAUUCCCUGCAUUCGGUCCAGUCCAGCAUAUACAACUACGAAAUGGAAAAUGGUCGGACCUACCACGCAUAUCAUGCCGGCAAAUAUCAUGUCCCUAACGACGAUGGCGAGCAAGAGCGAAUGGAUCUUAGUUAUCACAGUAUGCGGUUAAGCAUCGAAAACAAACCAUUCCACGCACCACUUGAAUCGCCGACAGACAUCUUGGACGUAGGUACGGGAACGGGAAUUUGGGCCAUGGACGUGGCGGAUGAAUUUCCCGCGGCCUCGGUGAUUGGAUUCGACCUAUCGCCUAUUCAACCUACUUUUGUUCCUCCGAACUUACAGUUUGAGAUUCUCGACGCCGAUGAACGCUGGGAAUAUGGCUCUUCUAGAUUCGACCUCGUCCACACAAGGUUCAUGAACGGAUUCAGCAUAAAAAGCUGGCCACAUUUCUACAGAGAGGCAUGGAAGUGCCUGAAGCCUGGCGGUUGGGUUGAAAACCAGGAGUUCGACUGCGUUGUCCUUAGCGAUGACAACACUAUUCCUACAGACAGUAAACUAUCCGAAUGGGUGACCCUAUGGAACGAGGGGAUGGGAAUGAUGGGAAUGACUGGACGAAUUGACCCAGAAAAGAUGGCUUCUGCAAUGCGCGAAGCCGGUUUCGUUAAUGUCAAGAUCAAACCAUACAAAAUGCCCAUCGGGCCAUGGCCGAAGGACCCGCGUCUGAAAGAGGCUGGAGUCUAUGGUUUGGUGGCACUCUUGGAUGGUAUGCAAGGCCUGAGUAUGAAGGUUUUUGUCAACUUUUUGGGGUGGAGCGUUGAGCAGCUCGAAGUAUACCUGGCAGAAGUUAGAAAAGAGCUGAAGCGAGGUCAUAUGCAUAGCUACUGGCCAAAUUUCGUCAUUAUAGGCCAAAAACCCUCAGAGACAAAUUAA
Messenger RNA from Rhinocladiella mackenziei CBS 650.93, 987 nucleotides. RefSeq lists its product as uncharacterized. The record is from RefSeq and is a predicted model, not a curated record. Lineage: Eukaryota; Fungi; Ascomycota; Eurotiomycetes; Chaetothyriales; Herpotrichiellaceae. The coding region runs from base 1 to 987 and encodes 328 amino acids. Gene Ontology annotation, molecular function: methyltransferase activity. The transcript has a single exon.